Molecule: messenger RNA, 216 nt
Organism: Haemonchus placei
Lineage: Eukaryota; Metazoa; Nematoda; Chromadorea; Rhabditida; Trichostrongylidae
Source: the annotation of a GenBank genome assembly
AUGUUUUUCUUUUACCGAAGAUUUAUUGCACAAGAAUUAAGGAGCAAUACAAAGUCCUUCAUCUUUGCUACAAGUGCAACCAGUGCAUUGGCAGUCUUCAUCAGUUGUGCACGGAUCUCCUAUGUCGUAAAUCAAUUGGCCGAGAAUAUUUCCUCUGGAAUUUGUUUUUUGAAGAAAGGGUUGAAAGUGGGGACAUCAUUACUGGUGCCCUCUUGA